This is a messenger RNA of Macadamia integrifolia, 1306 nucleotides long. RefSeq names its product myb-like protein X. Lineage: Eukaryota; Viridiplantae; Streptophyta; Magnoliopsida; Proteales; Proteaceae. The transcript has 3 exons. The record is from RefSeq and is a predicted model, not a curated record. The coding region runs from base 340 to 1146 and encodes 268 amino acids.
GUUGUUCAUGCAGUUGCAGAAAGUUGAGACCGCGAAGCAUCUAGGUGGAGGCGGGUCCAGGAUUCGAAAUUUUGACGCGUACAGAAGGUGCACCGCCACGUAUUACAAAAUGAAAGAGGGGAAGACUUCGUCCCCAAGGAAAGAAGAAAGAGGAUUAGAGCAGGUGAUGCCUAUAUGAAUUCGAAGUGGAAUAAUCCUUGAUCGUGAAGGGAAGAGUAGACAGAUCCCCGAACACCCAGAUUUAAUCUGAGAAUCUGAGAUUCUGGGAUCCGAACAAGGGAAUCCAAUAUCAAGCAAAGAUAAAGGUUUCCUUUUGCAGUUCACCACAAUAAUUCGUAGAUGGCUGGCGUAUCGGAAUCUAUAAAUGAGGGAGAAGAGAAGGUGGAAAAAGAGGAUAUUCAUCUCAAACAGAAAAGCAAAAACAAUGCACCAGGCGAGGAGGAGAAAGAGGUAGAAGUUGAAAUGAAGAUCAAAUCUGUGAAGAAAGAGAAGGUGAAACAUAAAGAAGGCAAAGACAAGAAGGAGACAGAACAUAAGGAUAAGGAGCAUGAAGUAGGGAAAUCAAAGGAGGAGGAGAAAGAAAAGAAGGAGAAGGACAAAGAGUCAAAAAAGAAGGAAAAGGAGAAGAAGAAAAAUGGUGAAGAUGAGAAGCCAAAGGAAAAGGAGAAAGAGAAGAAAGAGGAAAAGCAAAAAGUGAAAGAUAAGAAAGAUGACACAGUUAAGGAGUCCGAGGAGGAGGACAAGGACAAGAAUGGAGAAACCAAGGAGAAAGAAGCCAAAAAGAAAGAGAAGGAUAAAGAAGAGAAAGAAGACAAAAAGAAAGAGAAGGAUAAAGAAGAGAAGGAUAGGAAGAAAGGUAAGGAUGAAGAAUCAAAGGAAAAAGAGAAGAAAGCGAAAAAAGAAGACAAGCAGAAGAAUAAGGACAAAGAAAAGGAGGAGAAAGGGGAGAAGAAAAGGAAGUUUGGAAAGGACAAGAGCAAUGAUGUUGCAAAGCUGAAGACGAAGUUAGAGAAUAUCAAUGCCAAGAUAGAAGCCCUCCUAGAGAAAAAAGCAGACAUCGUGAAGUUGAUCAGUGAAGCUGAGGCACAGAACUGUGCCAUUUCUGAGAAGCCCAAGGACACAUUGGUGGGCAUUGAUGAGGCAUAGUUCAAUGAUAUGGUAGCUUGUCACUUUUUCUUCCUUUCCACCCCUCAUCUCUUUUUUGUAGAUGUAAAGAUGUUGUAUAUCGAAAUUCUAUAACAAUUAAAUAUGUCAGUGUGUAAUACUUGUUAAGAUAAUGGCAAUGGUUUUUCAAUCUGGGCUCUAA